AUGCGAAUUGGUUUCGAAACCCGGGACAGGAAGCAUGGCUGGGAAGAGGCACAGCAGGAAGCGCCUGAGGCUCACCUGGGUCGGCGCAACGACACACAAGCUUCCAUCUCGAAUCUUACAGCGAUGACAGUCAUCCAGGCUACCCAUGUGAAGGUCGAUGAUAUGGAUCGCCGUCUGGACGCCUGGAAGGAGAAGUCUAUUCAAUAG
Messenger RNA from Alternaria arborescens, 207 nucleotides. RefSeq lists its product as hypothetical. The coding region runs from base 1 to 207 and encodes 68 amino acids. NCBI's taxonomy places the organism in Eukaryota, Fungi, Ascomycota, Dothideomycetes, Pleosporales, Pleosporaceae. The transcript has a single exon. The record is from RefSeq and is a predicted model, not a curated record.